Molecule: messenger RNA, 966 nt
Organism: Lodderomyces orthopsilosis Co 90-125
Lineage: Eukaryota; Fungi; Ascomycota; Pichiomycetes; Serinales; Debaryomycetaceae
Exons: 1
Coding region: 1-966 (321 amino acids)
Source: RefSeq, a predicted model, not a curated record
AUGCCACCUAACACCAAAACUUUAAAGCAACAACCAUCAAAGCUUGAUCUAAUAGAUGAUACCACACUAACAUCUUUACCAUUCCCGCCUCCACCACCAAUCAAGCGGCCAUCGGCAGUAGCUUCACAAAGUUCAUCGUCGAGUAGCACAGCAGCAGGUGGAGAUCGACGACUGAAUAAGUUAAAUUCGAUUCAAUCUAAUCAAUCGGGAACCACUUGUUCCGAUCAAAUGGAGACUGAAUGUGUGGGUGACCUAAAUUUUCAGAACAUUGGUGAAGACGAUGCAGAAGAAGAAGAUGAGGAUCUUUACGAAUAUUCUUACGAAGAGGAGGAUCCGAUAGUUUUAGUUGAAGAUUACUUGUCAUUGAGGGAAACAACGCCCUCAUACACUACUAUCCCAGCAUCGUCAUCUCACAUGACAUCAUCAACAUGUUCCACUAGUUCAGAUCAUCAUUUACUACGCCAGAAAUCACUAGCUAAUUUCAAGAAAAGGGUUUUGUCUUCCAGCACAAAUAGUUCCACUGAUACUAUAAUUUUGCAACCGGAAGAGAGAAUAACUCUGACAACAAGCAGUCACAAGUCUCCGUCAUCAUCAUCGUCUUCUUUGAUUGCACAACGUCAACCACGACAACAGUCAGAUGAUUUACAAGCCAUAUUUGGUGAUCUACCAUCUUUUCAUCUACUUAAACAUUGUGAUUUGUGUAAUAAGCCACUUUACGAAAUAUCAUCAAUAAUAAAUUCCAAGUCCAACUUGAAUUUGAACCUAAAGGAAUUUGUAUGUGGUGAUUGUAUAUCAAAUUAUGAAAUUUUCAUGACUGAAUUUGUUCAAGAGCAACAGCUAAAGAAUAAGAAACAAGAGCCAGAUGUGGUAAUGGAACCUGCUUCCAAAAAGAUAAAGAACACCAAAUUUUGGCAUGUGUUGAAUCAUAUUUCAAGUAAGUAUAAUGUGAGGAGAGAGGUUGUAUGA